Molecule: messenger RNA, 4084 nt
Organism: Xiphias gladius (swordfish)
Lineage: Eukaryota; Metazoa; Chordata; Actinopteri; Istiophoriformes; Xiphiidae
Gene: clcn7
Product: chloride channel 7
Exons: 25
Coding region: 153-2555 (800 amino acids)
Biological process (GO): chloride transport; transmembrane transport
Cellular component (GO): lysosomal membrane; intracellular membrane-bounded organelle
Molecular function (GO): voltage-gated chloride channel activity
Source: RefSeq, a predicted model, not a curated record
UUUUUGGCCCUGCACGCGAACCUUACAAAGCGUCACGAGUUACUGGAAUGAUCAUGGGGAGGUCGGGGAAAAUAACAGCAGUUAUCCAGCAACAACUACCAUUAAUGAAAUAAUUUAGCGACACUUUGAGGGGCGAACUACCGGACACCACCAUGGCCAACAUCACCAAGAAAGUGUCGUGGUCCAGCCGAGCCGACGAGUCCGGGUCAGCCGGGGAGGGGACACCGCUGCUCAACGGCUCCGAGCAGCCCAGACACUCCAGACAGCCGUCUGAAGGAGGAAGUAUAUUUCAGAUAGGCAGACUCAGCACGGUGGAUUUGGAAGAGGAGAUAACGUCAGAUGAGCAGGACUCUCUAAGAGGGCAGCCCAAAGAGAUCCCUCACAAUGAGAAGCUGCUGUCACUCAAAUAUGAGAGUCUGGACUAUGAUAACAUUGAAAACCAGCUGUUUCUGGAGGAGGAGAGGAGGAUGAGUUACAUGGGUUUCCGCUGUCUGGAGAUCAGUCGCUGGGUGGUCUGCGGUCUGAUCGGCUUUCUGACCGGCCUCAUCGCCUGUUUCAUAGACAUUGUGGUGGAGCAGCUGGCUGGGAUGAAAUACCAAGUGGUCAAAGAGAACAUAGAGAAGUUUACAGAGGUGGGUGGUCUGUCUAUUUCUCUUCUUCUCUGGGCUGUCCUCAACUCCGCCAUUGUCAUGGUCGGGGCCAUCAUAGUUGCAUUUUUUGAGCCCAUAGCGGCAGGAAGUGGUAUUCCUCAGAUAAAAUGUUACCUGAAUGGCGUCAAGAUUCCCAGGGUGGUACGACUCAAGACACUGGUGGUGAAAGUGUGUGGUGUCAUCUGUUCAGUAGUUGGCGGUCUUGCUGUUGGAAAGGAAGGACCCAUGAUUCACUCUGGUGCUGUUGUAGCGGCAGGCGUCUCCCAGGGCAGGAGUACCUCUUUAAAGAGAGACUUCAAGAUAUUUGAAUACUUCCGGAGAGACACAGAAAAAAGAGACUUUGUUUCUGCUGGAGCUGCUGCUGGAGUUUCAGCUGCUUUUGGAGCGCCUGUCGGUGGCGUUCUGUUUUCUCUAGAGGAGGGAGCUUCUUUCUGGAACCAGAUGCUAACGUGGAGGAUAUUCUUUGCCUCCAUGAUCUCCACCUUCACCCUGAAUUUCUUCCUCAGUAUCUAUCACAGGAAACCUGGAGACCUUUCCAAUCCAGGUCUCAUCAACUUCGGACGCUUUCAGAGUGAUAGUGUGGUCUAUAACCUCUAUGAGAUUCCCUUGUUCAUUGCUAUGGGAGCUAUAGGUGGAUUGCUGGGAGCUCUGUUCAACGUUCUCAACUACUGGCUGACCAUCUUCAGGAUCAGGUACGUCCAUCGCCCUUGUUUGCAAGUAAUGGAGGCCAUGCUGGUUGCUGGAGUGACCGCAACAGUUUCAUUCACCAUGAUCUACUUCUCCAAUGAUUGUCAGCCUCUGGGGCCGGAGCACACUGAGGAGUACCCACUUCAGUUGUUCUGUGCAGAUGGAGAGUAUAACUCCAUGGCAACAGCCUUCUUCAACACUCCUGAGAGAAGUGUCCGCAGUCUCUUCCACAACCAGCCAGGAACCUACAAUCCUCUGACCCUGGGCUUGUUCACUCUGACCUAUUUCUUCCUGGCAUGUUGGACCUACGGUCUGGCGGUGUCUGCUGGAGUUUUCAUCCCGUCUCUGCUAAUAGGAGCAGCCUGGGGGAGGUUGUGUGGAAUACUGCUGGCCUCCUCCACCUCCACUGGCUCGAUCUGGGCUGACCCUGGUAAAUAUGCCUUGAUUGGAGCUGCAGCUCAGUUAGGUGGAAUCGUGAGGAUGACUCUCAGUUUGACUGUCAUUAUGGUGGAGGCUACAGGAAAUGUCACAUACGGCCUUCCCAUCAUGCUCGUCCUCAUGACUGCCAAGAUAGUAGGAGACUACUUUGUAGAGGGUCUGUAUGAUAUCCACAUUAAGCUGCAGAGUGUUCCCUUCCUACACUGGGAGGCUCCUGCCACCUCCCACUGGCUGACUGCCAGAGAGGUGAUGAGUUCUCCGGUCACCUGUUUGAACAGGAUAGAGAAGGUGGGAACCAUCGUGGACACCCUUAGCAACACAUCCACCAAUCACAAUGGCUUUCCUGUCGUCGUGCAAGUUUCUGGUAGUGAUGAGCCAGCGAAGCUCUAUGGGCUCAUCCUCCGCUCUCAACUCAUUGUUCUUCUCAAGCACAAGGUGUUUGUGGAGUUGGCCCGGUCCCGGCUGACACAUCGGAAGCUCCAGCUGAAGGAUUUCAGGGACGCCUACCCCCGCUUCCCCCCAAUCCAGAGCAUCCACGUCUCCCAGGAUGAGAGGGAGUGUAUGAUGGACCUCACUGAGUUCAUGAACGCAACGCCUUACACGGUACCACAGGAAACAUCCCUGCCUCGUGUCUUUAAGCUGUUCAGAGCGCUGGGACUCAGACACCUGGUGGUAGUGGAUGAUGAAAACAGGGUGGUUGGACUGGUGACCAGGAAAGACUUGGCCAGAUAUCACCUUGGCAAACAUGGACUGGAGGAACUUCAGCUGGCCCAGACAUAGUAGACACACACACACACAUAUCUAUGAACUAUGAGCACCUGAUGCCUCGUAAAGCUGUUGACCACCAGCUAUGCAGCCCAAAAGGACACCGUCGAGGGCCAAAAGAUCCCUUUUAUUCUUUGAUGUCAAAAUGGUCACCAUGGCAACACAAGGCGUCCCCCCGCCUACAAGCCUGGGUUAUUAACAAAAAGUCACAUUUAAAUGUCUUAACUGCUCUUAGUGUAAAUUUUGGGGGGGGGGGGCUCUAUUAAAACUGUGUGAAAUUAUUUACUGUGGAAUAUCUGAGCUCUAGUUUUAUCCAAGACCUCCAUUAUUAUUACCACAGAUUUUUUUGGCGGCUGCUGUGCUGAGGCAUCAAAUGAUGCACAGGGCUUUGUUAGAAAAAAUAUUUGCUUUAUGAAAGGGGUCAAAGUUGGAUCAAUUAUAAAAAAUACAGUGAAUCAUAAUAGAAAAUAAUAAAAAUGAUAAUAAUAAUAAUAAAUUUGAGGAAAGCAAGGUAACUGGUUAAAUCCCUUUUCUCUUUUUUUGUUUACAAAAGCUUCCGCACAUCUCUCCUUCUGUUCAUACUCCUCAACAUCACACAGACAGAUGAUUGUUAAUUCCCCUUUCGAAGUAAUGUUGUGAUAAUGCAGUGAUACAUUAUUAAUCUUUAAUAAUGCUGAUAACUUGUAUUUUUAAAUAAUUCAGAUGGAAGUUUUUUUAUGUCUUGCAAUUGAACUAAACAAGACAUUUAAACUGGAUUGCCUUGAAAACCUGAUUUUGAGUGAGCGUUGAUGUUCAAGUCGGAAAUUCACUGACCGUUUAAGGUUUUCUUUGGCAGUGUUAGCACAUGUAGUACUUUCCAUUUUUUUUGUGUAGUUUUGCACUGUAAGAAUGUUGUUAUUUAUUGUUGAUGUUGAAUACUUGUUUUAGUUUCAAGUUUGGGAAGAAAGUUUGGGUUUCACAUCACAUAUUUCAAGAGAAGAUUCAAGAAAGGAGUGGAGACUUAAUGGUUUCCUGAUGUUUGAGGCCUUUCUGAUUUAGCUAGAAGAUGUAAUUUGAAGCAGUUUUAGCAAGACACAGAUUUAUUAUUUCUUGUAGAUACAGACCCUCCUUCCUCAUCGUAGGUAUGUACAUGUUUUUUUUCCCACCAAAUGUUUGCACUUUUACCUCCUACUGAAAAAAAAAAGUAUUUUGGCAAGAAAUACCAAAAAGUGUCCCUCAUGGAGCUCUAUAUGAAUGUAAAACUUUUUUUACCACACAUCUUGAAUUUAAACUACUCGGUUUAUCCUUGCAUUCUCCAGUCAGGGUACUGUGCAAAACACAAAUAUUCUAAUUUCUGACUUUUAUUUUGUCAAUUUGUAAAUCUAACAUUUAUUCAAUUACCAGUGUUAAUUGUUUUCUUUGUGUACUUCAUUGUUUUUACACUUUGAUUUUGUCUCCUUUGUGUACCCUUUUUGUUGAACAGUUCUAGUUGUUAAAAUAUCGACUAUGCUCUAUUUUAUAACCACUGGAUAAGUCUUUUGUGAAUUAAUAAAGUUGCAAUUUAU